Salvelinus sp. IW2-2015 is the source of this 1116-nucleotide messenger RNA. The record is from RefSeq and is a predicted model, not a curated record. NCBI's taxonomy places the organism in Eukaryota, Metazoa, Chordata, Actinopteri, Salmoniformes, Salmonidae.
AUGCUUUGCUGGUGGCCGCGAGGCCCACUUCUCGGCCAGAGUUACCUGGACUUGUCUCCAGACAGCAUCCCUGGUCUCAGGAACAACUUCUACGCCGGCUUCGGCUUCCGCACAGACCAGAAGAACGGACUCAUGUUCUACUACCACCAGGCUCAGGACGGUGUGUGUCAGGUGUUCCUGGAUAAGGGUCAUGUGGUUGUGAGGGCGGCUGACAGCGAGGUGAAGACUCAGAAGACCUACAACGAUGACAACGAUCAUUAUUUAACUCUGUACAGCAACAACAACGGGUUACGUCUGUAUGUGGAUGACGUCCUGGAGAAGGCUGGGGAUACUGGUGGUGGAGGGGCCAGCAGCCAUGCGGUGCUACUACCUGGAGGGGUCUACCUGGGAGGAACACCUGACAACAGCCUCAACAACCUCACCGGCUGUCUUAGCAACCUGUUCAUCAAGAGAGACAAGCCUUCUCAGAUGGUGAUGAACCUGAUCAAUGCGAAGGAGAACGUCGACGUUCCUCUAGACUGUCCCGCUGCCAAGAAACCUCAGCAGAUCCUGGCCACACUCCCACGCCAGAAGAGGCCUAAGGUGCCAGGUCCAGGAGGGUUUGUGGGCUGUGUGAGGGACCUGGAGCUGAAUGAGGAGAGCCCAGCCAGUCCCUCCACCAGCCUGGGGGUUGUACCCUGCUUCCAGACCGCUCUGCAGCCUGGGGCAUACUUCUCUUCCCAGGGAGGACACAUGGCCAUAGAUGAGUCCCUGACGUUGGGCCGGAACCUGGAGGUCCAGCUGGAGGUCAGGCCGGUGUCAGACUCUGGUCUCCUGUUGCAUGCUGGUUCCAGGGCAGGACGACAGCUCAGCCUCUACCUCUAUCAGGGAACCGUAACUGUCACAGUAAACAGUGGCAACGGAGAGUUCUACACCUCCUUCACACCAGAGGAAUCCUUGUGUGACGGACGCUGGCACAGUAUCACAAAUGGUGUUGAUGUGCCGGGCCUCCCCGAUGCCCUGCCCUCCUUCCAUGGUUGUGUACGGAGAGCAGUCCUGAACCAGCGACCAGCCAUGCUUUCUAAACCCCUGUCAGUACACGGAGCUGUGGGCACACAGGGCUGUCCAGCCAUGUAG